CCGCCGUAUUGAAAUUUGCAAUUCGCUGAACAAAGAUAUGGAAACUUUAUCUUGGCGAGCCAUCAGGACUUGGCGAGUGGCUUACACUUGGCAAAUGGCUUACGCUCCAAGCUGGCAGAUGGCUUACAUCCCUGUCCUCGAGCUUGUCCCGUUUAGUGUUUUCUUUGUUCGCUGACUCCGAUAUAGCCAUCAAGCGACCACCUCCUGGCGUUGCCAGGAGAUGACCAUCUCUCUUCCUUACUCACCCUCUUCCCGCCUCCGAAUCAGCUACACACGACACAAUGGCACCCGCUCUACCCUUCGCCCUCCCCUCCCUCGCGGGCAAAGUCUACCUCGUCACCGGCGGCAACACCGGCGUCGGCUUCCACACAGUCGACGAGCUCGCCAAGCACGGCGCCCGGGUCUACAUGGGCGCGCGGUCGCCCGGCAAAGCCGAAGCGGCCAUCAAGACGAUCCGCGCCGAGACGCCCACGGCCGACGUGCACUUUCUGCAAAUGGACCUGAUGGAUCUGCACUCUGUCGUGGCCGCCGCGAAGAGCUUCAAGGAGAAGGAGACGAAAUUACACGGCCUGGUGAAUAACGCGGGCAUCAUGGCGACGCCGUACGCGCUGAGCGGGGAUGGGUUCGAGGCGCAGUGGCAGACGAAUUAUCUCAGUCAUUGGGUUCUGACGUGGCAUCUGCUUGAUGUUCUGGUGAGGACGCUGCAGGCGGAGGGCGGUGCGGCGGGGAGUGUUCGUGUCGUCGACGUCACGAGUGACGGACAUAACUUUGCGCCGAAAGUUGGGAUCGACUUUAAGGAUAUUAACCUGGAAAAGGCCGGGGUGUUUGCUCGGUAUGGGCAGAGCAAGGUGGGCAACAUUCUGCACGCGAAGCAACUCAACAAACUCUAUGGACCCAGUGGCUCUGAGACGGCGAAGAAAGGGAUCUGGACUGCGGCCGUCCACCCGGGACAUCUCGACACGAACCUCAACAAGCAGACUGCGUUCCCGAAGUUUGUCAACACUCUCUUGAGAGCUGUUGGCGCGUACUCACCUCCGAGGGACGGAGCGUUCAACUCGGUCUUUGCCGUUGCCUCGCCGGAGUUCAAGGUCGCUGACAGCGGGGAGUACUUUGUGCCCGGCCAGAAGAAGAAGCAGCCCAGCAAGGUUGCACGGGAUAUGGAGCUUGCUGGACGGCUGUGGAAGUGGACGGAGGAAGAGCUGCGGAAGCGGGAACUGCUAGACUGAGCGUUACGAGGUGGUGACUACGUACGAGAAUGUGCCUGGAUCAUCGGCCGAUUGGUGGAGCUCCCGUGUUUUAUCUAAUGUCAGGACAGUCGAGUCCAAUACCCCUCAUUUUAGUACUACACAUUGCAGUCCAGAGCGUUUUCUUCUAGAUUAACGCAACUCAUAUCUGUCUCCAAGGCUCUAGAUCGACUUGUAGAUCGUCUUGGUAAGGCAGUGAUAGGCAGUAACGAGGCCUACAAUUGAUCAACGCGGCGGUCCUCAAAUGCCUCGGUCACAUACCUCUGCAUUUCUCAAACCUGUGCUCUUACUCCGUCCGUCCUACACCAAUAGUAUACCAUGUCUUUGCACACAGCAAGUUUUAUUGCAUUCGUCUUAGUACAACUCCAUUCUACUCGAUGGUAUAUAACACCUAGUAUUAUGAUAGGUCGAUUAUCACC
Messenger RNA from Aspergillus calidoustus, 1663 nucleotides. The record is from the annotation of a GenBank genome assembly. NCBI's taxonomy places the organism in Eukaryota, Fungi, Ascomycota, Eurotiomycetes, Eurotiales, Aspergillaceae.